CUCGUUUACCAGUUACCGCGCCGCGCCGAUCCACGCCGCGCGCCCCUUCUUCCAUCACUCAGUUCGUUUCGUUCACGUUCGUUCGUUCAGUCAGUCAGUCACUCGACGACAGCCACGCGGAGUGGAUGUUUGACGAAUGUUUACACCCGGCAUUCACGCGGACAACUAGGUCAAGUUUUACGGCAAUCAAAUUAGGAUUGAAGACGGCCGAUUUCAUCUUUGUGCUGUGAAUUAAAGUGAUAAUUGUGACAGUGAUUUUAAAAUAUUCUUAGUGAACUUUAGAACAAGCGGCGUCUUUUGAAGUGUGCGGGAUGCGUGCGUGAGCGCAGCGCAUGACGUGCUACGAGACGUUGAAAGCUCCGGCAUUUGCCGCGGACGCCCCCAUGGCACACCACUUCGUCAAGUGGUGGCGCAACAAGUUUAGAAAUGGAUACAAGAAAUUCAGCAUCGGCGAAAGCGAGCGGACAGACACGGAGGAGCUUGUCGGUCGAGCAGCCUCGCAAUGCUCAGCACCGCCGGACCUUUUGCCGAGCGAGGCACGGGCGCUCUUGCAGCCGGCCACGCCGCCGCCGCACCGACAUCACCAACCAAAACCCCCAACACCACCACCUGUUCAGAGCGAAGACAAGCCAAGACUGAGAUUUGAGGAAUUGACGUGUGACGUCGAGCUGCAGCAUCCAGAAUCGUCGAAACAAAAACCAGUUCAGUUCUCCUUCACUCUCUACGAUCUUGACGGGCACGGACGCAUGACUAAGGAUGAUAUAGCUGGCAUUGUGUCUACGAUAUACGAGUCAAUCGGGAAAUCGGUCACGGUCCCCCACUAUGGCUCAAAGACAAUACAAGUACGAUUAACAGUCGUACCUGAAGAUGGUAAUGCUCGCACCCAUAGGGACAGGCGGGAAGGCCGAAGAAGACGUAGAAGAGAGGCCACGACGACGAAUCUACCCGAAGAACAUGAGCAAAGCGAGGAAGAGCACAGAGAGAGAUCUCCAGAUGACGACCUUUCAUCAAAAUCGUCGUGUUCAGACGACCGUAGACCAUUGCAACGCCCGCCGCCCCCUCAACCCACUAGGACUCACCGCUACCACCGCAAGGAACAUCGCGAACGCAAACACAUGAAAAAACGCUCCGGCAGUUUACAAAGACGUGAACUGUUUGAAAUCAUCCAGGCUAACAUGGAAAAGAACCAUCUGAGUUUUCAAUCCUCGAGAAAGCCCUGUGAAUCCGUUGCCAAUGAGGAAGAGAUAACAAUGAAAUAUCAAAAGCUUCGGAACAGAUCGUACACGAUCAGCGAGAAGCCGACUAAAACAUUCCACACCAGCAAGUCUGAUAAAUCUGGACAUGGAUAUUUGGACCUGGCGUGCGGAGGCGAUUCCAACUUGUGCCGAUACGAUCGGUAUCUCCAUGCAGUCAUAUGCUCGUCUGCGAGGCAUGCGCACACUGGUUUCCAUCAAAAGCAAGCGCAAACGCAAACUCCGCGGUCGCAGCGGGGCCACGCGCACCCUCGAUCCCGCUCCCACGACCUACCCACCCAACUGCAGACAUCACAACAACCCAGAGUACUACAGAUAAUAUUUUUAUAGAACUGUGCUAUGGACGACCAUGUUGUCCUCAUAGCUUGUUAAAUGUUUCGUGGAACAAAUGAAUAGUGAGUUACCAAGUGUUGUAGUGGUGAAUGUACGUGACUAUUGUCAAUGAACAUGAUAGUAAGGGUAGUUAAUUUACUCGAAUAACGGUGUAGUCAAUAAUCAGUAUUUACUAAAGUUGGUGUAUAAU
This is a messenger RNA of Cydia amplana, 1776 nucleotides long. It is a transcript of the gene nkd, whose product is annotated as protein naked cuticle homolog. The transcript has 5 exons. Gene Ontology annotation, biological process: negative regulation of Wnt signaling pathway. Lineage: Eukaryota; Metazoa; Arthropoda; Insecta; Lepidoptera; Tortricidae. Gene Ontology annotation, cellular component: cytoplasm. The record is from RefSeq and is a predicted model, not a curated record. Gene Ontology annotation, molecular function: calcium ion binding. Bases 333 to 1583 code for a protein of 416 amino acids.